Molecule: messenger RNA, 660 nt
Organism: Miscanthus lutarioriparius
Lineage: Eukaryota; Viridiplantae; Streptophyta; Magnoliopsida; Poales; Poaceae
Source: the annotation of a GenBank genome assembly
AUGAGUGCCGAUGAGAAGAAAUUAUUUUGUGAAAUACUAAAAGGGGUCAAGUUUUCUGAUGGUUAUGCAUCUAAUAUACGACACAACAUCCAUGUUAAUGAGAAAAAGAUAUUUGGGCUAAAGAGUCAUGAGUGCCACAUUAUUCUUCAACACUUGUUGCCCCUUGCUGUGAGAAAAAUAUUGCCUGAAAUGGUCAGUGCAAGAGUGAUUCGUAUAAGUAAUUUUUUCAAGAAGCUUUGCUCACCUGUCAUUCGAAGAAGUGAUAUGGACAGUCUAGAGGCUGAUAUAGCUGAAACCUUGAGCCUUCUUGAGGCUAUAUUCCCUCCAUCAUUUUUCGAUAUUAUGGUAGACUUGAUGGCUAAAUAUGAUAUUCAUGCUGAUGGUAUGUAUUGGGUCUUAAAUACUGCUGGAAAGAAAUGGAAGGAACUUAAGGCAAAUUUGAAGAAGCACUAUUUUGAUGAUAAAUUAAUAGAAGAGCAACUAAAGAAAAAGUAUGGUGAUAGAGUUAAUGAUAGUGAUUGGGAGUAUCUCAUAACUCAUUGGAUGUCUCCUGGCUUUGGAGUUCGCACGGAAAUUGCCAAAGCGAAUCAUGCUAAGUUGGCCAUACAUCAUACAUCAGGCACCAAGAACUUUGCUCGUUCUAGACAUGAAUUGGUAUAG